CAACAACAACAACAAUAACAACAACUUUACCACAAUUACAAACAACAUUUCAACAACCAAACAAAAAACACCAAAACAUGAAUUAGAACCUCAAAAAAAAGGAGAAAAAGCACCACGAAACACAGCAACACCACAGGAACACCACAACACCAAAGCAACACCACAGAACACACCAACACCGUACCAGCACCACAAAACAUCACAAAACAGAGCAACACCACAUCUUAACAUCACAAAACACAGCAACACUAAAUUUUUAACACCACAAAACACAGCAACACCACAUCUUUACACCACAAAACACGCAACACCACAUUUUUAUACCACAAAACACAGCAACACCACUGCAACACCACAGAAACACAGCAACACCACAUUUUAACACCACAAGGCACACCAACACCACAUUUUACACCACAAACACACCACCACCACAUCUUUACACAACACCACCACAAAACACACCAAACCCACACCAACACCACAAAACACCACCAAACACCACAUCUGAACACCCACAACACCACAAUGUGCAUCACGGACAACACCACAGACCUGGGGGAACACAGCGAUAAGUACUGUGACCAUGGAAUCAUAGCUGUGGCCACUUUGUCCUUCUUCCUUGCUGUGUCAAUGUUUCUGGCUUUCUUCGGCAAUAUAAUGGUCAUCCUCACCAUUCUGCGCCACCCCGGCAUGAGAACCAGGACCAACCUACUACUGGGCAACCUGGCAGUGGCUGAUAUACUAGUGGCGGUCCUAGACAUGCCAGUAGCGCUCACCACGAUUAUCAAACACGACUGGAUAUUUUCUGAAGAGUUGUGUUAUGUUAAUGGAUUUGCUGUUGGUCUGGGUCUCAUGCUGUCAAUUCACACGCUCAUGUGGAUUAGCAUCCACAAGUACCUGUCCAUCACGCGUCACUUCACCUGUAACGUAACGAAAUGCAAGAUAAGACUGAUGAUGGUCGCGGCGUGGGCGUGGACGAUCCUCUACAACCUGUCAGCCACGCCCCUCAUUGGACUGACGAAGACUGUGUACAAGAAGGGCUCCUCCCAGUGUGGCCCAGCCGUACCCACCUCAGCACUGCAGCGAGCACACUCUGCCAUCAACACACUUUGCAAUCUGGUUAUCCCUAUGGGUGUCAUGAUUUUCUGCUACUACAAGAUAUUCAAGGAGGUGCAUAAUCAUCUGGAGAGGAUGCGUGAGAUAGCCGACCAGGGCGUGAGAAACAGUUACAUCCAGCAGAAGCAGAUUACCGUGACUCUUCUCAUUGUGCUGAUCUUCUUCUUUGCCUUCUGGAUGCCCUACAUCGUCUACUCCAUGUCCCUCGUGUUUCUGGGAGAGGAGAGAGUGGAUCCUGUCUUCAAUCCCAUCAGUUACCUGUUUGGCUACAUGAACUCUGCCUGCAACCCUGUCAUCUAUGCCUUUCGCUCCCCCUCCUUCAGGCGCAGCUUCAAGGAGAUCAUCUGUGGCUCCUCAUCGCAUUUACGAGGUCCGCGAGACAGCAUUCUUAUCUCCUUCAGGCGAUCGAUCUUCAGAACCAGUGAGAGGGGACAAACAUACCAGCCUACCGCCUCCGUGCACAAGACCAGGCCGCCCCGGAGAGCCUCACAGCCACACACCACCCACCUGCUGCCCCACAACACCCCAAAGGAGGCUAAUGGCACUGCAGUCACCGUAGCCAGCCCCAAGAACACCCCAAAAUUAGGGCCAAGUGUGAGUGUGACGUUCAAGGGAGACAGCGACACUCAACUAGACACACAGAUAGACACACACUCCUGCACUGUGGAUAUAGAUAAAUACUACCCAGAAUGGCAACCUCUCCAGCUACAGUUCCCAAGCAACCACCUGAGUAGAAGCUGCCAGGAAAUCAUCAAAGCAACGUCUAGUAUUAUGAAUCGUUCUGUCUCUGCUGGGGACAUUCCGAGCCUGGCAGGGGACAACAAACAGGCACAGGAGAAGGCAGAGGUGGCGGCGGAUGUGGCUUCCAAACGCCGGCAUAGAUCUGAAGUUCACCGCCCGUUAAUGUGGCAGGCGAGUGUGGACCAUCUGACCCCCGUUGGUAGAAGAAGAAGUGAGGCGAUGGGGAGGGAGCGAGUGAGAGCAGGACAGCCACAAACACAGACACAGACGCACUUGAGGGUCAGGACGAUGAUCAGGAAUUUCAGGAGGUCUCUUAGUGAUUUGUUCAGCAUUGAGGAGCAUUGAUAGCAAGACCCAGGGCUGUGUGGAGGCUGUUUAGAGGCGCUGUGAAGCUGUGUUGGGGUCUGCAGGGCUGAGGACUCAAUGCAAGACCUCCCUGCAUCUCAGCCCCUCCUCCUGGAAUGAAAAAUGUGUGUAGUGAACAUUGACAGUAGGGCCCAAAGCUGUGUAGGAGCUGUGUGGUGCUCUGUGGGGUUGUGCAGGGCUGGGAACUCAAUGCAACACCCUGCCACACUUUAAUCCUGCAUCUCAGCCCUCUCCUGGAAUGAAAAAUGUGUGUAGUGAGUAAUUUGUACAGCAUUGAACAUUGACAACAAGGCCCAGAGCUGUGUAGGGGCUAUGUGGAGCUGCGUGGGGCUGGGAACUCAAUGCAACACCCUGCCACACUUCAAUCCUGCAUCUCAGCCCCCUCCUGGAAUGAAAAGUGUGUGUAUUGAGUAAUUUCUACAGCAUUGAACAUUAAUAGCAAGGCAUAAAGCUGUGUAGGGGCUGUGUUGGGGCUCUGUGGAGGCUGUACAGGGCUGGGAAUCCAAAGUAAGACCCUGCCACCCCAUCCCUGCAUCUCAUCUCACUCAAACUAUAAUUGCUAUCACCAUUAUCUGUGUGUGUGUGUGUGUGUGUGUGUGUGUGUGUGUGUGUGUGUGUGUGUGUUGACUGUUCCUGGAUAGGUGUUUAGAGUAGUGCAUGAGUCACAGUAAGGCACAGUGGCUCUUGUUGUGGUGUUGUGGUGUUAGUCAGUGAAAGAAUGUACCUAAUGUUUGCCUUGGUUAUGUUGGCACCACUGUCAGCGUUGUGCAGUGUGGUGGUCAGUGUAAAGAAAAUGUGCAAGACUGAUUGGAAAGGAAGAAAAGAAGGAUACAAAAUUGAUUGGAAAGGAAAAAGAGAAUGAUAAAAGAUUGAUUGGAAAGGAAAAAGAGAAUGAUAAAAGAUUGAUUGGAAAAGAAAAGAGAAGGACGCAAGAUUAAUUGGAAAAGGAAAAGAGAAGAUACAAAAUUGAUUGGAAAGAGAAAGAGAAGGAUACAACACUGAUUGGAAAGGAAAAAGAGGAUAAAAGAUUGAUUGAAAAGGAAAAAAUAGAUUAAAAAGGAGAAUUCAGGAAAUGUUAAAUAAAGUGAGGAAGUGUAAUGAUUGACUAACAGAAAGUGAAAGACAAUGCUUAGUGGUGGAUGAAGCAAUGGUAGUCAAGGCAAAGAAAAAUACAAAAAAAGAGAAAACUUAGACAGUACAAAAGGAAGACAAGAAGACAUUACAAACACACAGAAAAAUCAAAACAAAAAUGUAGUAUUAGAAAGUUAAUACCCUUCAGUACCAGGACAUGUUUUCAUCUUCAUUCUAGAAACCAUUUUGGCAAUUUUAUACAGCUUCAGAGACGUAUGGUAGGAUUAAAAUAGUGAAGACUCCGGCCAUUAAUCUUCUGACCUCCAUAGACCCUUGCUAAUGUAGGUAAAACUGUCUUAACACUCAAACUCGUGAUAAGAAUGUGUCCCAGUACUGAUGGAGUUAAUGUGAUGUAGUAAGCAAUGGAGAUUAAGUUUGAGGUUAAUGAAAAUAUACUGCAAAUUCUUCUAUCUAUAAAUGAUUAAACAUGUGGAAAUAAGAUCAAAAGAACAGUAUUUUUAAUUUUUUAUAGUAAAUAUUUUUUCAGUGUGCUCUACUUAAUCAGCAAGAGUGAUUUUUGAGGUUAACACUGAAAAACUUACAAUUAUUCCAGCUAUGAAUGUAAAUAGUUGGUUAAUCAAAUAUGCAGAAAAUCAAAAAAUAAAAAGUAGAUAGUAGUAGAUAUUAUUAAUGUGAUCUGCUUAACAAGAGAGAUUAAGUUUGAAUAUAACACAGAAAACUUUUAAAAUUAUUCCAGCUGUGAAUGCAAGUGAAUACGUGGUAGUGAAAGAUGCAGAAAAUGAAAGAAGUAACAUAUUAUUUUUUUUUUUUUUAUUAUUAUUAUUAUUAUUAUUAUUGUGAUCUAUUUAACAAGGCGUGAGUUUGAAGUUAAUGCUGGAAACUUUACAAAUUAGUUUAGCUAUUAAUUGCAAAUACCUGAUACUCAAAUAGGCAGAAAAUCAAAGGAAUAAUAAGUUGGUGUUAUUAAUGUGAUAUAAUUGACAAAGGAAAUUAUAUGUUUGAAGUUAACAAUGAAAACUUUACAAAUGGUUCCAGCUGUGAAUGCAACUACCUGAUACUCAAAUAGGCACAAAAUUAAAAAGGAAAAGUAGUAGUAGUAGUAGUAGUAGAUAUUAUUGAUGUGAUCUACUAAAUAAAGGAAAAUGAGUUUGAAGAUAACACUGGAAACUUUACAAAUUAUCCCAGCUAUGAAUGCAAAUAGCUGGUAAUCAAAUAUGCAGAUAAUCAAAAUAAAUAUAAAAGUAGUAGAUAUUAUUAAUGUGAUCUACUUAACAAGAGAGAUUAAGUUUGAAAAUGACACUGAAGACUUUAAAUCACUGAUACUCAAACAGGCAAAAAAAAAAAAAAAAAAAAAAGUAGUGGUAAUAUAUUUUUAAUGCGAUCUUCUUAACAAGGGAAAUUGAGCUUGAAGAUAACACUGGAAACUUUAUAAAUUAUUCCAAGUGUGAAUGCAAAUACUUGAUAAGCAAAUAGACGGGAAAUCGAAAUAAAAAGUAGA
Portunus trituberculatus (swimming crab) is the source of this 4816-nucleotide messenger RNA. Its product is annotated as beta-1 adrenergic receptor-like. NCBI's taxonomy places the organism in Eukaryota, Metazoa, Arthropoda, Malacostraca, Decapoda, Portunidae. Gene Ontology annotation, biological process: G protein-coupled receptor signaling pathway. The coding region runs from base 529 to 2205 and encodes 558 amino acids. Gene Ontology annotation, molecular function: G protein-coupled receptor activity; peptide binding. Gene Ontology annotation, cellular component: membrane. The transcript is spliced from 7 exons. The record is from RefSeq and is a predicted model, not a curated record.